UUGACGAGAUUUUCUCCCGUUGUAUCAAAAAACUAAGGCAAAUUGUACCAACUAAUGCACCGAGUGUUCUCCACCUCCGUUGAUCUUUCCCAAUAUCGGUAUAUAACGCUGAUACGUCUUAUCUUCUCGAUCACUAAUCAAAGUCAUCGAACCGCGUGUAAUUUGAUUUUCUCCGUGUUUCGUUUGAAAUUAUUUUCACGCAUUGUCUAUUUUUAAACGAGGUCUAGGAUCGCGACAUUUAAUUCGUCGCGAAUGUUUUACAAUGUUCUCGUACAAUUCACGGUGAUUCGUCGUGUUUUCUACGAUUCCAGAGUUUCAAUUGUCCCAGUCUUUAAGUCUUUACCUACGAAUUAAUUUCUUUGUUGUUUUCCUUUUGAUUUUUACCUGUAACACAUUCAGAUAUUACAGUAGUUGUAACAGUUAUUUAUAUUGCAAAAGGAUAUAAAAUUUGUCCAUGUCAUUAAUUCACGCUUGCGUAAGUGUAUUUUUUUCUUAUGAAUUAGCGCACGAUAACGCGUAAUCUUCAUCGCUAUUGUAAUCUCGUCGUUCACGUGUACGAUCAUUAUCAUUGAUGAAUAUUGACAUUUUUUCUUGUCAAAUGAUACGCAGAUUAAUAUCUCCUAAAAGCGCAUCGUUCAUACAAUCUAAUAUUUUUUAUAACGAUUCUCAUUUUCUACACAAUCGCUUGAUUGGCGAAAAAUCAGCUUGCGCACGAUAUUUACAAUUUUGUUAGUUUGUAUGUAGAAAGAGUGUAUUUUGAGUAAACAAGCAUGAUAAUAGCACGUAAACAGUGGUAACAGCAGCUCAGAUAAAUCACUACUGAAGAUGACGUUUUUAAAUGGAUCAAAGCUACAAAAUCCCCAAUUCGCGUCAUGAAUAUUAAAUCGAUCGAAGACAAUCAGGUGGAUUUCAUCAAUUAGGCAAUCAUUCGUCGUUUUGCUGGUUCGAUCGUGAAGUUUCCAAAAUGCACGACCCAGUGUCGUGAUCGAUGAUGAAAUUUGUUUGAAGUAAAAUAUUCUCCAGUAUAUCAGAAUACUUCGUAGUAGUUCGUAGAUUCUGUGAAGAUUAAUCUAUCACGAGUAAAUAGCUCGAUCAAAGGUUCUUUAAUUGAUAGACAAUCGUGGACACUAAAUAUUUGAUGUAUGGUCGCUACACGAAAGACCUGGGUGAGUACGCAAAAGAAGAGGCACGAAAGCUGAAGUACCACGACAAAGCGCGGCGAAAGUAUGACAAGACUAGAGCGGAGGAUCUACGAAAGUCGAGGAGAGGACCACUAUGCAGGAAGUUGCUCGCGUUAUUGGCCUUCGCCUGGAAGCACACUGGAGCUAGAUUAGGCGAAGACUGGGUCUUCUUGGCUCUUCUUGGUAUAAUCAUGGCGCUUAUCAGUUACGCCAUGGACCGUGGCAUUUCUAUGUGCAACAACGCCAGGAUAUGGCUUUAUCAGGACCUGACGCAUCAUCCAGCGCUUCAAUAUCUCGCCUGGGUGUCUUUGCCAGUUUGCUUGAUUCUCUUUAGCGCCGGAUUCGUGCACAUCGUUGCACCACAGAGCAUAGGAUCAGGCAUUCCAGAGAUGAAGACGAUUCUACGCGGAGUGGCCUUGAAGGAGUACCUGACCUUUCGUACUCUUGUAGCGAAGGUGAUAGGUCUGACUGCCACAUUGGGCUCUGGUUUACCGCUGGGCAAGGAAGGUCCUUUCGUGCACAUCGCUAGUAUCGUGGCCACGCUUUUAUCCAAAUUGGUCACCAGUUUCCAAGGAAUCUACGAGAACGAGAGCAGAAACUGUGAGAUGCUCGCAGCAGCCUGCGCUGUUGGAGUUGCCGCCUGUUUCGCAGCACCGAUAGGUGGAGUUCUCUUCAGCAUCGAAGUAACCACCGUGUAUUUCGCCGUUCGAAAUUACUGGAGAGGAUUCUUCGCAGCCGUAUGCGGCGCCACGAUGUUUCGAUUGCUCGCGAUCUGGUUUCAACGAGAGGAAACGAUUACCGCGAUGUUCGCAACGAAUUUUACUAUGGACUUCCCCUUCGAUCCUCAGGAAUUGUUUGUAUUUGCCUUGAUCGGUGUUGGCAGCGGUCUAGGAGGUGCUUUCUACGUCUGGUUGCAUAGACAGUAUGUGAUCUUCAUGAGGAAGAACAAGAGUAUGAACAGCUUCCUGCAGAAAAAUCGCUUCUUGUAUCCUGGAAUCGUCUCCCUGAUCGUGUCCUCCGUGUCUUUUCCCUUGGGACUAGGCCAGUUCAUGGCCGGUGAUUUAAACACCCACGAUCAAGUUUACGGUCUGUUCACCAAUUUCACUUGGACCAAACAAGAAUUAGGAGUAGAAGAAAUGAACAUGGUUAAACAUUGGUCUACCAUAUACACUGAUGUGUUCAUCGGUUUAAUUAGUUUCGUUGCAUUCACGUUCAUCUUUUCGAUCAUAAGUUCGACGGUUCCCGUGCCAUCGGGAAUCUUCAUCCCCGUGUUCAAAAUCGGUGCUGCAUUAGGCAGAGCUGUGGGUGAAGCCAUGGCUCUAUGGUUCCCCAAUGGUGUUCGAUAUGGUGGUAUCAUAACUCCUAUCGUACCAGGAGGCUACGCCACCGUUGGAGCAGCUGCAUUUUCCGGUGCUGUGACCCAUACAAUCUCUGUGAGUGUAAUCGUGUUUGAGAUGACUGGCCAGAUUACUCACAUUGUUCCUAUAAUGAUCGCCGUGCUGAUCAGCAACGCCAUCGCUGCGCUUCUUCAACCCAGCAUAUACGACAGUAUCAUUCUGAUUAAGAAGCUGCCAUACUUACCAGACCUACUACCUUCCAGUUCAGGCAUGUACAAUGUGUACGUCGAAGACUUUAUGGUUCGUGAUGUGAAGAAUAUUUGGCACGGAAUUACCUAUCAGAAAUUAAAGGAAAUUUUAAAAGAAAACCGCAAGUUACGUGGAUUUCCUCUGGUCGAUAAUCCUGAUUCUAUGAUUCUGCUUGGAUCUAUCCAAAGGUUGGAAUUAAUCAAACUGAUUGAGAAACAUAUUGGACGAGAGAGGAGGCUGCAGGUAGUCAUCGUAGUGGCCCAGAAAUGGCACAAAGAGGCGGAGGAGAGAGCUCGAGAAGAAAUGGAACGUCAGUUAAGGGACCAGGAAAGAACAAGGAGACCGUCCAGGUUCGAAGUGAUUCCGGCACCAGAUAUUCUUAAGAUGCAGAGGCAAAGUGUUAACGAUCUAACAAUGUCUCCAAACAACGCUGCCGCUCCUGACCAUCACACUUACCAUUCCCCGGUAUUUGGGUCACAACCGAAGAAAUCGAUCUUAAAGAAAACCAAUUCCUUCACGUUGAAAGGAUUCAGCCCACUAGUCAGCCCCGCCGUUACUCCUUAUACCACUGUCACUGGUGCGGAGAGCAGAAUACGCCUUGCCUUCGAGGCGAUUUUUCGCAAGUCAGCCACUUUGCAAGAUGUAGAUCCAGAUCCAGAGAUCGGAUCUGGAGGUGCUAUCAGACGUGACAGUCAAGACGUACCUCCUCAUACCCCGAUGCUGGCACCGAGCCCCGCCACUUCGAAGAAAGUACAACUGCCUCGCGAGAGGGUAAUAGACAUGUCAGCAGAGGAUCAGAAACGGUGGGAAGAAAGUGAAAUGAUGUUGGAGGUCGACUUCUCGAGGUGUCACAUCGAUCCAGCACCGUUCCAAUUGGUUGAGCGAACGUCUUUGUUGAAAGUCCACAGUCUAUUCAGCAUGGUCGGAGUGAAUCAUGCUUACGUGACGGCUAUUGGAAGACUGGUUGGGGUUGUAGGAUUGAAAGAGCUGAGGAAAGCGAUAGAAGACGCAAACGCUGGAAUCUUGCCUAUGCACUCGGAAUCUCAUAUAGGCGUCUCGACAUCCAGUAUCGCGAAGAGCGAAACGGACACGGAAAGCAAGAACGUCAGCACGAUGAACUCUAUCGUUUCCGUUGAUUGCGAGAAAGUUGAAAAAGUCUGAGUGAAGGAGGGAGAAAAGGAGUGAAAGACGUGGGAGAGAAUGAGCGAGAGAGAGAUAAGUAGAAGCAAAAAUGUGAUAGUCGUAUUGUCAGGAUCGGCAAUAUGACCCGAACGAGAGACGUGUUUUCCUUUUAUUUUUCUUUUUUAAUAAAAUAUUCCCUUUCUUCCGUGAGCGUAGAAUACUCCCCGUGAAGUUCGAGCAACAAAUUGUACUCCUAGCCGCUUGCGUAGUUACGCUCGCUUUUGAACAUCUCUCGUACUUAAUCUCGGGACAAGACCAUCGUGCAGGGCGAACAAUUCUCAAGGCUUUCCACAACGUGACAGGCGUUCGAUAUCGAACGUGUCGUCCUGUAUUAAACUUGAAAAUUGGUAAACGAUUUGGCAAUUGUUGCUUGUGGUUUUCUCUGCGCGUAGAAGGAAGCUUUCGGUACCGAAGAUUCGUAUCAGGGUCUGUCAAGUUUUCCUGCUUUUUUUCUUUUAACUGAAUUCCUUUUUGCACGCGUGAUUCCUUUUCCGAUUAUCCCAUAAUCAUGUAGAAACAGAGAAAGGGAGAGAGUGAGAGUUACCACAUGCGUAUUUGAGAAUGAAUGGUUGUGACGCGUUAAUAUAACUCUUUGACUUGGUGAUAUCAGUGCUCAGAGGAACAUCCUCCUGUCCAAUGGCUUGGACGCGAACCAUGCCUUGUUGAAAUGUUGAAGCUUCUCGAGAACUAUGUAUGUAUUUUAAAACGUGGUGCUCCAAUGAAUCCCGACGAAUGGUUUCGCCUUUUAAGAAAUAUGCUGUGAAUCGCGUGUCUGUAUUUAGUGGCCAGCAACGCGAGUCAUAAACGUGAUCACUAAUGUAUUAUGUUUUAAGGAACCGGGCAUACUCUGUAACUUGUGACAAGCGUGAUUUUAUCGAGUUAAUUAUUUAAGAAAGCAUUCGUGGCUCGCGUUGAGUGCUCCUGUAGUGUCUAAUUUUAUGACUAUGGUUGUGCCAACCCUAUUUAUUGUAAUCUUUAACUCUAAGUACAUGAAACUUAUUAAGUCAUGAUAGGUCUAUUCGCACGAACGUGCUCAAGAGGAUCUUCUAAAAGAUUUGAUUAAAUUUUGCAGUACUGUGCGCAUAGAUUAUUUUUACGAAUUAAGAUCAACUUAUUCGCCUUGCUGUUCUGUUAUAUCGAACCAAAGGACAUACGGACAGCCUAAAUCGAUAUUUUCGUUGCCAGAAUUUAUUUGUUUCACUUGAUGAGACACCCGAUAUCGCGUUUAUGAUAGUAGAUUAUUUUAACAAGAACGUAGCGUAAUUUUAAACGAUGUCUUAAUUAAUUGUUGUAAAGGUAUCUAGGACCAGAAACUGGAUGUUCUGUGGAUUGAUACGACGGACCGGAUAUUUGUGGAUAUUAAUUUAAGGACAAUGUUUGAGUAGGGCAUUUUACAUUCCAUCUGACAAAUAUUCUCACGAUGCAUCCCAUUUUAUUGUAAAUUUAUUUGCGUUAUACGUCAUCGAAGCUUUAUGCAAAACAUUAAUCGCCAAAUAUAAGUACACUGUACAAUCGGGAGAAGACAUUAAAUAAUUUAUUAUAUUAUAUA
Molecule: messenger RNA, 5498 nt
Organism: Bombus huntii
Lineage: Eukaryota; Metazoa; Arthropoda; Insecta; Hymenoptera; Apidae
Gene: ClC-a
Product: chloride channel protein 2
Exons: 13
Coding region: 1139-3928 (929 amino acids)
Biological process (GO): chloride transport; transmembrane transport
Cellular component (GO): membrane
Molecular function (GO): voltage-gated chloride channel activity
Source: RefSeq, a predicted model, not a curated record